Molecule: messenger RNA, 1367 nt
Organism: Pyricularia grisea
Lineage: Eukaryota; Fungi; Ascomycota; Sordariomycetes; Magnaporthales; Pyriculariaceae
Exons: 2
Coding region: 294-1367 (357 amino acids)
Biological process (GO): mRNA splicing, via spliceosome
Cellular component (GO): catalytic step 2 spliceosome
Molecular function (GO): protein binding
Source: RefSeq, a predicted model, not a curated record
CCCGAUUAUUUUGAUUCCGUGAAUAAUCAUGAAUCAAAUUGCAAACAAGGCCUUGAAUUGAACUGAAUUUUAAGUGUGUUUCUCUGAACCAUAAUCACGUGAGCAGCGCAAACUUCAAAUUACAUUCAACUUUUGCAUCCAGAAAUUUGUCUACGUGGAUUCUCAAAUUCAGUCCUUCUAUGUCACUGAUAGAGGUGACUACGCGUGCUUUCACCUUUUGAGUUUAGUCCCCAUAUCUCAAAGCUCAAAAGAGCAUUUUUGGACUACACGGGAUGGAGUAGUCAAGCGAUAUCAUGGCAUUUCCUGGGAAGCCUGUGUCGCAGCUUGUAGGCUCCAAUGGCCCCAUCCAUGCUGUCGCGUACUCAGCAUCUCCAGGCACAUACAUUCUCACCGGCUCAGCAGACCGCUCCAUCCGACUGUAUAAUCCACAGCCAACGACCUCUGCAGCCGAUGGAUCCCUACCAGAAGGCCGUCUGAUCCAGACCUACUCUGCGCACGGGUACGAGGUGCUAUCCCUCGCGGUGGCGGGGGACAAUGCACGCUUCGCCUCGAGCGGCGGCGACCGCACCGUCUUCCUGUGGGACGUGGCGACGGCGACGACGCUGCGGCGGUUCGGCAACGACGGGCACACGAGCCGGGUCAACUGCGUCGCGUUCGGCGGGGACGGCGACUCGGUCCUCGUCAGCGGCGGCUUCGACACGACGGUCAAGCUCUGGGACUGCAAGGGCGGCGGCAACGGAUCCAAGCCGAUCCAGACGCUGACGGAUUCGCGCGACGGCAUCUCGGCGCUGGCGGUCCGCGACGCAGAAGUCGUGACGGGCAGCGUCGACGGCCGCGUCCGCACCUACGACGUCCGCAUGGGCCGGUGCGUCGUCGACGUCGUCGGCCCCAGCGUCACCAGCCUCUGCCUCUCGCGCGACGGCAACGCACUCCUCGUCGGCUCGCUAGACAGCUCCCUGCGCCUCAUGGACCGCGCCGCGGGGACCUGUCUGCGCACGUACCGCGCAGAGGGUAGGUGGCGGAACGAGAGCCUCCGCGUGCAGAGCUUGCUGGGCGCCGGGGAGAGGUUCGUCGUCACCGGCGACGAGCUCAGCUGCGAUGUUGGCGUGGAUGAGACCGCUGAUCAGGACGGUAAGGUCUGGGCUUGGGAUCUUCUCACUGGUGAGGUCGUCGCCACGCUCAAGGUCCCGUGGGGUGCGGCUGCGAAUGGGGUUGGGGAGCGGAGGAGGCGGGCGGUCGGGCGCGAUGGGAAGGAAAAGGGACGCAAGAAUAUCAUGAGCUGUCUGGCGUGGAGGGAGGGUGGAUGGGGGAACCAAUUUUGCGUUGGAGGGAGCUCAGGGGUAGUAACAGUCUUUGGUACUGGAUAG